Messenger RNA from Colletotrichum aenigma, 1653 nucleotides. RefSeq lists its product as uncharacterized. Lineage: Eukaryota; Fungi; Ascomycota; Sordariomycetes; Glomerellales; Glomerellaceae. The transcript has a single exon. Gene Ontology annotation, molecular function: protein binding. The record is from RefSeq and is a predicted model, not a curated record. Bases 1 to 1653 code for a protein of 550 amino acids.
AUGGCAACUCCUCGCCAAGAUUCAACCCCGGCGGAACCGGGCUCCAUCGUGGAAUUUCUCGCUGGUCUUCCAGCAGAGCUUUCCGGGGCCAUCUUCGCGCAUCUGCCCAAUUCCGACCUCAAGAAACUGCGCUUGGCCUCUCGACGGUUUUCCAAAGUCGUCACCCCUCACCUCAGCUUCAAGCGGGUUUUUAUUUCGGCAAGCAACCACAAUAUCCAAGUCUUCAGGAACAUUGCCAACCAUGAUACCUUUCGCCAUGACGUUCGUGAGAUUGUCUGGGACGAUGCACGCUUCAUGAGUGCCCUGGAGGAGGAAUCAGGUUACCGCAGUGGAUACGGAUACGACGCCGAGGACUCGGAUUCCGAGGAUACGCCUGUGCCAGAGGGCGUUCCCUUGUGGUUCGUUGCAGCAUGUCGGGAGAACAUAGACUAUCUGCGCAAAUGGCGAGGAAGGGACGUCGAAACGCUGCCGCAGCACGUCGAAACCGCACAACAGCUUGCUGCCCAGCUCCCUCUUGACGUGGCUUAUGACUACUAUCGAAGCUUGCUCCGUCAGCAGGAAGACGUUCUCGCUACGGCGGCUGACAGUGCCGCCUUCCAAUGGGCUCUGGCCGAGAAACGGUUUCCUAAUCUACGGAGAGUUACAAUCACGCCUGCCGCUCAUGGUAUCCUCUUCUUCCCUCAGUAUCCUACGCCGAUGAUCCGCGCAUUCCCAUACGGCUUCAAUUACCCCCUUCCUCGCAGCUGGCCUACGCCGCCACUCGGAGCCAGAAUCCCCUGCGAAAGCUGGGAAGAUGAAGCCAUCAAGGACAAAUGGCGCGGCUUCCGUAUUGUCACUCAUCUUCUCGCCCAGCAAGAGUACGCAACCGUCCCAGAGGUUGUCAUCGAUGGCAACCAGAUCAAUUCGGGACUUACAUGUGAGAUUUUCACAACGCAAGAACCAUCUGAAGAGUACAAGAACCUCGCUGCUCUAGUCCGGAGACCUGGUUUCUCGAUGCUCAAGCUUAGCAUCAUGGUGGGCAUGCACGCCGAACAGAACUAUGCUGCCUUUCGCAACGGUCGCUUGAAGCAACUUCUGACCGCCGACUUGGAGUCCUUCGCCCUGGAGACCGAUGAAGUCACGAACCUCAGCUUUUCCCGACCCUGGCCUCCGGAGAAUCCCGUCGACCACUUCACACCACUACGCUCCAUCUUUCCUGUCGAAGCAUGGACGCACCUACGACAUUUUGGGCUGUCUCGAUUCUUGGUCAAAGAGAACGACCUUCUCGACCUUCUCGGAGCGCUUCCUGAUACACUCCGCUCGGUGGAGCUCAGCUUUCUGUGGUUCGCGAAAGACAGUGGCGGAUACAGAAGCGUACUUUCUCGUCUCCGCGAUGACCUCGGAUGGCGAAGCCGAUCCGUGAAGCCCCGGGUCAUCAUCCGAGAUGAUAGGAAGCUUACACUGCCCGGACGAGGAAUCCACGUGGAUGAAGAGGUCAUGGAGUUUCUUUACGGCAGCGGUGAAAACCCUUAUCCGGAUGAUCCGCGCAUGCGUACGGUUUUGGAAGGCGUGGGCACGGUGAGGGACGUAUUCGAGCCCAGAUUCGAGCGCCCUUUCGCCACACGAGAAGAGUUGAUGAGAUUGGGCAUUCAGAAGGGGUGGGGCGAAGAUUGA